Messenger RNA from Linum trigynum, 957 nucleotides. Lineage: Eukaryota; Viridiplantae; Streptophyta; Magnoliopsida; Malpighiales; Linaceae. The record is from the annotation of a GenBank genome assembly.
CCCAUUAGACGCAGCAGCAGCUUCCCUCUUCACUCUCCCCACCGGCGGCCGAAAAUCCCCAGCUAGGUUAAGCUCCCUUUCUCCUCUCCCGUCGGCGGCUAAAAUGGGUCGUGUUCGCACCAAGACCGUGAAGAAGUCCUCGCGCCAGGUGAUUGAGCGCUACUACUCGAAGAUGACACUCGAUUUCCACACCAACAAGAAGAUCCUUGAGGAAGUCGCCAUCAUCCCUUCCAAGCGCCUCCGCAACAAGAUCGCCGGCUUCUCCACCCACCUGAUGAAGCGGAUCCAGAAGGGCCCCGUCCGUGGCAUCUCCCUCAAGCUCCAGGAGGAAGAGCGCGAGCGCCGCAUGGACUUCGUCCCUGAGGAGUCCGCCAUCAAGGUCAACAGCAUUGAGGUCGACAAGGAGACGCUCGAGAUGAUCAGCGCCCUCGGCAUGGCCGAUGUCGGUGGGAUUUCCGUCGUCGACCCCGUUGCUGCCUCGGCUCCGCAGUUCGGUGGGUUUGGCAGAGGCAGGCCAAGGUACUAAGGCAUUAUGGAAAAAGGGUUCAGGGCGGGGGAAGUCAGUCCUGGCGUUCUGCUUCUAUCUGCAGUUUAUUAUUCUGUUUUUGGUUAUAUGGGAAUCUGGAGUAUUUGUGUUUAGUUUGUUUUACUGUGAGAGAAAUUUUGUUAGACUUUGCUACUCUUGUUGAAUUGUUGGCUAAAUGGAUGGUAGUUUCUGAAAUGGUGUUCGUCCUGGAUAUUGUCAUUUGUGCCUCGUUUGCCUGAAUAUGCAAAUUUGGCCCCUGUUUCUCUAUAUGCUGUUUAUGGUGGGUGACGAUUAUGUGUUUCUUCUAGCCAUUGCCCAUCUGAAUUUGUGCCUUGCUGCUGGGACUCUGCCAUUCAGUGAGGAUUUGUUUAGAAGAGUGGUUAGAAGUGACUUGGGUCUCUCUAUUAUGUGCAUAAAUAUGGUACUUUGGA